Molecule: messenger RNA, 1695 nt
Organism: Paraglomus brasilianum
Lineage: Eukaryota; Fungi; Glomeromycota; Glomeromycetes; Paraglomerales; Paraglomeraceae
Source: the annotation of a GenBank genome assembly
AUGGAGCUUGUAUUCGCCGGGCCGAGUCUUAAUAAAUUGGAGCAAGAAGAAUUAAUAUUCAACAACUCUCAGUCCUAUUACUUUAAAUCAACCCGUUCUAAAUCAAAUAAAGGCAAGGCACCUCGACAUACAAUAGAAGAACGUGUGUGUGAUCUAACAUAUACCGGCAACGAAUAUCUGAUUGAAGACGAUUAUGCCUCUGCUCUUCCUUUUCUGAAUGAAGCUGUGUCACUUGCGCCUGAUUGUCUUGUUGCAUUGGGUAUUCGUGCUGAAGUACACCGGUUAUUGAAUUUAUACGACAAGGCAUUGGAGGACAUUAACAAAGUACUAAAGUAUCAACCAGACAGCGUAUUUGCGUUAACUAACAGAGGAGAAGUCCAUAGAAUGUUAGGACACACUGAAGAAGCUCUGAAGAAUCUAAAUAGAGCAUUAGAAAUAAGACCAAACAAUAUCCGAAGCUUAGAGUCAAGAGGAGCACUAUUCCAAGAGUUGAGGAGACAUGAAGAAGCAUUAAGUGACCUCAACCGAGUGCUCGAAGCUGAGCCAGAGAAUACGUUAGUAUUAGCAUGUCGUGGUACGGUAUAUAGGAUGAUGAAGGAAUACGAGAAAGCUAUGAACGAUCUAAAUGCAGCUGUGGAAUUGAACGAGAUGGAUGCGUACGCACUAGAACAAAGAGCGAACUUAUUUCAUGUUAUGUGCGAGUAUGAAAAGGCUCUUGCUGACUUCACCAGGUCGUUAGAAAUAGAACCAAAUAAUAUUUAUGCUCUAUCAACUAGAGCGGAAGUAUACAGGAUGAUGUAUCGAUAUGAUGAAGCAAUGAGUGAUUUAGAUAAGACUUUAAAGAUUAAACCAGAUACAGCACAUGCGCUGGAGAUAAGAGGAGCGACAUACAGAAUGACAGCAAAAUAUAAGGAAGCACUUGAGACUAUAAAUCGCGCUAUUGAAGUAGGAUCAGAAGGCCCGUUUCCGUAUGUUAUCAGAGGGGAAGUGUAUUUUAAGCUGGGAAUGAAAGAAAUGGCGCUAAAAGACUUUACUAAAGCACUCGAGAUAGAGUCAACUGAGAUAUGGGCCCUAUGUUAUCGUGCUCAAAUAUACUAUGAUAUGGGAAGAUACAACGAAGCAAUAGAAGAUCUGGACAAGUCUUUAACUGUGCAGCAGAAAGAGUGGUUUCCCCUUGCUGCUCGUGGAGCAGUAUACAGGUCAAUGGGAGACUAUGACAAAGCCUUAUCUGAUCUGAAUGCCGCAUUGAGUUACAAGACUAACGAUCUUCAUGAUCUCCAAUUUCAAGUGACAGCUUUGCAGAACCGAGGAAGCGUUUAUAGGAUUAAGGGUGAAUAUGAGAAAGCACUUGCAGAUUUAACUGAAGCAAUAAAUAGAGACAUGGGCACAGUGUUUGGAUUGAGUACACAAACAAUAGUGUUUACUCUAUUUGAGAGAGCGGCGGUAUACGAUAAAUUCGGUGACCAUGAUAAGGCAAGAAAUGACAUUAUAAAGACAAUGCAGAUAGGUAUCGAAACGAUAAAGCACGUCAAGAGGAAAUUAAGGGAGGGGGAGAAGGGGGAGAGUAAGGAGGAUACAGGUAGGAGCGACAAUGUAGUUGAAGAAGAAAAUGGGAAUAUGACUGCCAAUGACUAUAACAGUCCCGCUGACAGUGGGAUUGGAUGUGACUUUGCAAGUAGAAGUGAAAGUCCGUGA